GAUGGCGUAUUCUUUGCUGAAAGAAAGUGUAUAUGUAAAGUAUUGGUAUGAUUGAUAAUAGUGUAUAAGAAAAGGAGGUUAGGAUUAAAUAUCAUGUGUUUAUAUUAAUUUUGUAAAUUAUUUUAAACUAACAAAAUGGGAAAAGCAAAAAAGUUAAAAGUUUCUAAAGGCGAAACGAAACCUCCAAAAGUUGGAUUGGCAAACCAAAUAGAAGAAGAAAAAACAGUAAAGUCGAAGAAUAAACAUAAGAUUAGAAUUCGUAAUGAUGAAGAUGAAAAGUUUGUGGAUUCUUCUCUUACCAAAAAGAUUUUAUCGCAAGCUAGAAAACAACAAAUGGAAAUUGAAGAAGAAAGUGGAAUACGACCAGCAUCAAAAUCAACAAGAAAAUCAUUAGUUAAACUGGAAGAUGAGUUUAGUGACACUGAAGAACAAUCAAGUGAAGAUGAGCUUGAUGAUUCACAAUUUUAUGAGGAUAUUCAAAUAAACGAAGAAGAUGAGCGUGCUAUAGAAAUGUUUAUGUCUAAAGAUCCUGCACCAAUGAAAACAUUAGCUGAUAUAAUAUUAGAAAAAUUAACAGAAAAGAAAACAGAAAUUGAAACUCAGUUUUCAGAUGUAGGUUCUAUGCAAAUGCAAGAAUUAGAUCCAAGAGUUAAAACAAUGUAUGAAGGAGUUAGAGAUGUUUUAUCCAAGUAUCGAAGUGGAAAAUUACCCAAAGCAUUUAAAAUUGUUCCUAGUUUAAGAAAUUGGGAACAGAUAUUAUAUAUUACAGAUCCAACAAAAUGGUCAGCUGCUGCAAUGUAUCAGGCUACUCGAAUAUUUGCUUCUAAUCUUAAAGAAAAGAUGGCACAAAGAUUUUAUAACCUAGUAUUACUACCUCGAAUUAGGGAUGAUAUAGCAGAAUAUAAAAAAUUAAAUUUUCAUUUAUAUCAAGCAUUACGUAAAGCAUUAUUUAAACCUGCUGGUUUCAUGAAAGGAAUUUUACUUCCACUUUUAGAAUCUGGAACAUGUACAUUAAGAGAAGCUGUUAUAAUUGGAUCUGUAAUUGCAAAAAAUUCAAUACCAAUUUUACAUUCUUCAGCAGCCAUAUUAAAAAUUGCAGAAAUGGAUUAUACUGGAGCAAAUAGUAUUUUUCUAAGAAUAUUUUUAGAUAAAAAGUAUGCUUUACCAUAUAGGGUUAUAGAUGCUGUUGUAUUUCAUUUCAUUAGAUUUGAAAGGGAUCCUAGAGAACUGCCAGUUUUAUGGCAUCAAGCAUUAUUAACUUUUGUACAACGGUACAAAGGCGAUAUUAGCUCUGAACAAAAAGAAGCUUUGUUCAAAUUACUAAGAAAGCAAUCUCAUCAUUCAAUUACACCUGAAGUACGACGAGAAUUACAACAUGCUAAAUGCAGAGAUGUUGAAAUUACUGAACCCACAUCAGAACCAAUGGUUUAUUAAAUUUUGAUAUUAUAUCAACAUUUAUCAUUUGUACUGUAAUUGUUUAAAAAAUUGAGCAACUUAUUC
Molecule: messenger RNA, 1500 nt
Organism: Megachile rotundata (alfalfa leafcutting bee)
Lineage: Eukaryota; Metazoa; Arthropoda; Insecta; Hymenoptera; Megachilidae
Gene: bys
Product: Bystin
Biological process (GO): rRNA processing
Cellular component (GO): preribosome, small subunit precursor; cytoplasm; nucleolus
Molecular function (GO): snoRNA binding
Source: RefSeq, a predicted model, not a curated record